Daldinia loculata is the source of this 1054-nucleotide messenger RNA. RefSeq lists its product as uncharacterized. The transcript is spliced from 2 exons. The record is from RefSeq and is a predicted model, not a curated record. Bases 120 to 1001 code for a protein of 293 amino acids. Lineage: Eukaryota; Fungi; Ascomycota; Sordariomycetes; Xylariales; Hypoxylaceae.
UAUCCUUUCUUCCCACUUAGCUUAGUCUUUAGCUUUAUGAACCUAGUUGUGUUAUAGUCUUCAUCUGCCUUGUGGUCAGUUUUGGGUUCCAGACAUCGAUUCCCGUCCCAUCACUCGUUAUGCAUUUCCCUUACAUGUUACUGGCGCUCGCAGCCAGCGUCACCGCGGACAACACAGCGCAAACGAGACGGUCCGAUGAAAGGGAGUUGACACUUAAAUCAAGAAGACCUAUCGAAAUUUCUCAGUCGCUUGCUGCAAGGCUCGCUUCAGUCGACAUAAAUCAUAAGGGAGUGGUUGUCUCUAGGGGUCCACGAUGUGAUCCUAAUAACGGCGAGCCCUACCUUCCCUUUUGUGACCAGCUUCGCGACCAGGAUAAGGGAAAGGAGAACGAUGACAAUGACGAUGACGAUGGCGAGAAGCAUCACGGCAGUGGGAUGAUAGCAGGAGCUGUAAUAGGCGCUUUUAUUGCACUCUUAUUCCUUCUGGCCGUGUGGUAUUUCCUCCGUAUCCGACCUAGGAGGAGACAGCGUAUACUAGAGCAGCGCAGGAAACAGGAUGAGCUCGAGAGCAACUAUCAAUUUUCUCCCCAGGGCACACAUUUACCAACUCCGCCAACCCGAUCCAUGCCCGGAAGCCAAAAUCCCUCCGAGCAUAAUGUCAGGUUCCAACGUACACCUUAUCCGGGAGAUGUCCCAUCUCCAUCAAUGACAAAUUCGUCGAUGUCUGGUCUGGCUUUACCAACUCCGGCACUUACAUAUUCUCCAUCGGUCACAUCCAGUGCCGUAUCUCCAUUGUCCCCAAUACCGGCACACGGAUUAAGCGACAAGCCUCCCGCAUACGCAGCGGUAGCAGCCCUCCAGUCCUCCGAGCCGCAACCCGAAGCGAGCGCGUACCAGAUGGGUCAGACACCCAUGCCGUUAGAACCGCCGAUGUACCAUCUGACAGAAGCACCGGGGCCCGCUGUUAUGGAUAUGAAAGGGGAACCUAUUUCCCGAUACUAAAAAGAAUAAUUGUAUGAUGAGAGAAUGCAAAGCGUCUAGGCAAGGUUAUCAGU